CUCUUUGCACAAUGGAAUGAAUAUAAAUAGAUAUUUUUAAUGAUCAUCUGAUAUCCGUAUAACCAUGGCUACGACGUUUCCGGUGCGGAGGCAAAUCGCGGGAAAGAGGAGUCGAACGUCCCCCGCCAUGUUCCUUGUCCGCUGUGAAUACUGGGAUUAGUUAUCCCAAGUUUCUUACGGCGAUAACUCCGUUCAAUGAUGGAGAGCGAGGUUAUGUCCUAUGCGUCCAUCUUGGAACUCGUUUCGGGGUCUGAAACUGAAGACUCUGAUGCGGUUCAACAUGGAGAAAAGCAAAUGCAAGCCAUCAGCGUUCCUGGAAGACUCUAUCAGCCUUUGCGAGUGGUCUCUACAUCCAACCUUCCUUCCAAUGCCAUCCGUCCUUGUGGAGUCGCUGGAGGGCCAGGGCGCACUCUGGUCUUGGGGGUUCCCCCUCCUGGCUAUCAACAGAAUCAGCAGGACAAGGAAAAAGCAUUUGCAUUUGGGGAGCCAGCCAAUGAAAUGUCAAAAAGAUUGCUAUAUUUUGCUAAGCUUGGGUACACUGCAUUGCAUCUGGCAGCUCAAAAUGGCCAUGCAAGUGUUGUUGAGGUUCUUCUCAAGUCAGGUGUGAAUCGCAAUGUUACCAAUAAGAUGGAAAAGACACCCCUCCAUCUUGCUGCAACUGAAGGUCAUGCCAACAUUUGUGAAAUCCUCAUCAAACAAGGUGCUCUAGUCAAUUUAAAAGACAUGCUGCAAAUGACCCCUCUUCAUUGGGCUGUGGAUAGAAAUCACUAUGAAGUUGCAGAAUUGUUAUUGCGGUAUGGAGCUACAAUUCAAUGCAGCAAGUUUGGCAAGACUCCUCUGGACAUUGCUGCUGACCUUGGGAACCCAGCCAUGUUGGCUAUGUUAGAGACAGGUGCAAAAGCUGCUCCAGAUCCAGAACUAGAAUCUGAAAGGGAGCAGGCUGCUGCCAUCAAAAGCAUCUCCUCACUUGUUCCUAGUCUUUUAGACCAAGAAAUUAUUACAGUGAACAAAUCAGGGACAAAGCAGGCUACAUAUCAGAAGGUGCAAGAUUCCAGUCGAGGCAAGAAGGAGAUCCUCAGCCUGAUAUCAGAGAUGAAGACGUCAUCAACAAGCUCAGAUGCAUCUGCAUCUAGCGAAUCGCUGGAGUCUGAUUGCUCUCAGCAACCUAUGUGUUCACAGUCUUCUGAUGAUGAGGGAUUGAAGAUCCUGGAAGCUCAUGGAAUCACCCUUCUGCCUCAUGAUGACUCUAACAUUAUAAGCACUGCUUUGCAAGCUGGUCAAACCAUUGCCCUUUCUGAGGCAGGGAAGUUGGCUUUGAGCUUUUUAAACUCAGAGGAACAUAAGCCUAAAGAACCUGUCGAGAAGGUGAAGUCUCAGGUCAUCAAAGCACCCAUUGCCAAGAAGGCUGGGUCUCACAUCAUUCUCAAUACUAACUCAAUCAAAGCUAUGCAAGUUGGUGCAGUGCAAAAGCCAAUUGUCCUCUCCAAGCAGCAGUUGGCAAAGUUGUCCUCCUUGAAGAAGGUGCGAGUUGUUUGUGUCAAACCCAAGCAAUCCCUCCAGAUCAUCAAAUUGCAGGAGAAUCCACCCAGUCAGAUCAUGAAUGUGAUCUCAUCUAGAGAGUCCAAAGAUCCUUUAGCAUCGAUCAAAGCAACUCUCAAGCCUGGACUCUCGUGCUUCUUGUGAUCCUGAUGUCAUUCCAGAACUCAGUGUUAUUGUAUUUGCCAUUUCAGUGCCUGCUCAAGUUGCCCAGCAUGUUUAUUUUGUUUCCCACCGUUCACAUUGAAAUUGUUUGAAAUUCUGCAAAAUCUCACUCCUCUAUUCAUUUCCCCAUGUCUUUCAUUUUUUCCAUCAUGAAAUAUCUGCUGUUUACUCAUCCUCAAUUUCAGGAACACUGAAUGCCAUGUCAGUCCCCCAGGCUGGUGGAAUUCCAGUUAUUGUUGCAUUGUUCUGGGGUUUCAAAUGCUUGCGAGACCUGUGGACUAGGCUUUAUAUUCUGCUCAUCAUGCUCUUGAGUUUGCUAAGGUGAAUGAAAUGCCGUGCAC
This is a messenger RNA of Darwinula stevensoni, 2042 nucleotides long. The record is from the annotation of a GenBank genome assembly. NCBI's taxonomy places the organism in Eukaryota, Metazoa, Arthropoda, Ostracoda, Podocopida, Darwinulidae.